GUCGGAAGCUACAAAAUUACGCUUUUGAAAUUUUAGCCCUUUAGUUGGCUCUGGUUUUCACCAACUUCGCUGAUUGCAGCGGCCGGCGGUUGUUUAUGGCUUGAGCUGAAAUUUUACGACUUUUUUCCAGAGGGAUUCUUGCCUCGGCCUAGUCUUCGUGGAAAAUCAGAUUUGUUUGAAGCUUUUCUCGGUGAGAUGGAUUUUAGGCAGGAUACCGGUUUUUCACAUGUGGUUUCCUGGUGUAAGAAAAUCACAGGUGCAAAACGCCGGAAAAAGAUUUAUCCGUCACUUAGACCAAAGACCGAAUAUCUGUUUGAUCUACGAGAUUCAGUGAAGGAAGAAAUGAUCAAAGAAUUAAUGGUUGGGACAAAGCGAACAAAAGAAUGUCGAGAAUGGCUGAUCAAGUUGAGAAAGUUUGAAGCUAAUGCAAAAGAAUUACUGCAGUUUCAUGAGAAGAUUUCGGAUAACUUGAGAUUUUCAAAGAAACAACCACAUGCUGAUUUGAUGAAUGUGCUUGAUGAAAUCACUCGUCUCUUGGAGAGUUCUCCGUUGCAAAGGGAAACUAGAACAAGGAGUUCUUCAAUGAUUGAGGGCAAGAGCUUUGGGCUUGCUGAAAGAACUUCAAAUGCUUACUUGAGGAGCAAAACUGAAGAUCCCGUCGACACAUAUCUAGAAGCUGCAAGAUCUCGUGCUAUGGGGAAGGAAGUUGAAAAGGGGAAAGAGAUACUGCUUAUUAAAGAUGGUAUGAAAUUGCUAUCAUCAUCAAGAAAAGCUGAGGGAGAUCAGAAGCCAAGAAAUAUGACCAAAAAAAAGGGAUCAUUUUUCUCCUUACCUCAGGUGGAGACCAAAGAUGGAUCAACUACAGCAGUUGGAUCAAUGAUUGACAUGGAAGCUCCUUUAUCUGGUAAUUCAGGUGCUUUUUGGUCAGAAUCUUCAUUGAUUACAAGCUCUUCGUUGCCAUCAGAUGGUGUAGACCUCAAGACAAAGCCUGAGGAGGUAUCAUCUUCACAGACCAACAUCUUGCCAACUGCUGAACAAGAAACCAAACUUAUUUCUUUUGAAGAAGAAGAAGCAGAAGAAGAAACGAAACCAUCUCAGCGACCUGAAAUUUCUAAGACCGCGCUUAAUGAAAUUGAAGAAAUUUCCUCCAGUCAUGAAACAGAAUCUGAGACUAGUUUACCAGCAGCAAGUCAAAUUCCUGAAUCACUAAAAACUGUCGACCAGUCAGUUGAACCUCCUAUUGAAGUGGGAGCAUUCAUCUCUCCCAAAAGAGAUGAUGUCUGGGAGAGUAUAGAUUUAGAAGCAGUUGGUAUUCCUAAUCCUAGCUCGGAAAAUGGCAGUGCGAUAAUACUGGCAACUAGGAAUUUGGAGGUUUGUGAUAACAUGCGUUUCAUAAAUAUGAUCGAAGUUGGAACUCUUUCUAAUGAAGAAGCAUGGAAGCUGUUCUGUGAACAAGUAGGUAGAGUUGUCAACAAGCCAGGUAUCCUGCCCUUUGCUCGAGUUAUCGCUGAGAGGUGUGGAGGUCUGCCUCUGCUGGUUAUUGUCACUGGAAGAGCUCUGUUUGAGGAAGAAGAUGUCUUUGCAUGGGAACAAGCAUUCAAGCAAUUUUCAGGGCCUUGUGGAGAUCUAAGAAGCCGAAAUGACAUCAUCCAAUUGUUAAAAUUCAGUUUUGACCGAUUGCAGGUUCAUGACAUACAGAGUUGCUUCCUUCAUUGUGCUUUAUUUCCCGAAGAUCAAGAGGUUAAUAUUUCUGAAUUUGUUACAUAUUGUAUCGAAGAAGGUUUGAUUGCUGGGAAUACGGCUGAUGCAUAUAAGAGGAGCCAUGAGAUAAUUACUGUUCUCAUACGUGCCUUUUUGUUAGAAACUACUUCCAAUUCUUCCAUCAUAAUGCAUGAUAUGAUAAGAGACUUGGCAUUGGCCAUCUUGUUGCAGGAAAAAGGCAGUCAAUUUCUGUUAAGAGCUUACUCAAAACCAGUGAGCCGAGAAAACCAUUCAUCACUCGUACUACAUGAAAGCCAUGAGAACAAUAGAUUGUUUAUUCCUGAUGGUUGUCAAUUCAUAUUGAGAGGCGGUUCAAGAUUGACCCAACCACCUUCAGUAGAGGAAUGGGGAAAGUCUAGUAUGAUCUUUUUGAUGGACAAUAAUUUGUCCUCUUUACCUGAGAGCCCAGGUUGCCCUGGACUUUUGACACUGUUUCUUCAAAGAAAUUUCAGGCUCAGAGUGAUACCCGUGUCCUUUUUUGACUGCAUGCCUUGUUUGAAAGUGCUAAACUUGUCAAAUACCCGAAUAAAGUCUCUGCCAAGAACAAUUUCAAAACUUGUAAGCCUGGAAACUCUCAUCCUUCGUCAUUGUGAACGCCUUUCUAUGCUUCCCUCUGAUAUUGGAUCCCUCAAACUUCUUCAAGUACUUGAUCUUAGAGGCACUGAGAUAAACUUAUUACCUGAUGAGAUCGGUGAACUAUCGUCUUUGACAUACUUUGAUAUAUGCUUCUAUGGAUCUAUCAACCGAAGGGAGCAUCUUAAAUUGCCACAAGGCUUGAUUUCUAGUGGGAUAAUAUCGAGGCUAUGUGCAUUGCAAUCACUAGGGAUUAGAGUGUGCCCGGGAGAUGAGCGGUGGGACAAAUGUGUCGAAUCCAUCAUUUACGAGGUAAGUAAAUUGACGGGGCUAACUUCUCUGUCUUUUUAUUUCCCGGAAGUAGAGCUUCUUGAACUGUUCCUUCAUAGUGCAGCCUGGAUUGAUCAAUGCUUAACUGAGUAUAAUUUUGUGGUUGGCCAUGACAUCAAGCGUAUUGUCUCUCGAGUUCCACAAUAUGUGGAGCUUGAUUAUAAUCGAACAAGCCAACGCUUGAGAUUUGUUAACGGUGAGAAGAUACCUGAUGCAAUCGUCAAAGUACUAGCAUAUUGCUCAGCUUUUUAUUUAGAUCAUCACCUGGACGUAAUCAGCAUAUCGAAGUUCGGGAUUGCCAACAUGAAUAAGUUGAAACACUGCAUAGUAAGUGAGUGUCCCACAGUUAAAGCUGUUUUGGACGAUAGGGAAUUUACCGAGGUUGUAUUUCCAUGCCUAGAGCACUUGAAUCUUCACUAUUUGUGGAAUUUGGAAUACAUCUGCGACAACCUUCUUCCUGAAGGAAGCUUCGCCAUGCUACGGAUCUUGUAUGUGCACGCAUGUCCAAAGUUGAAAUAUGUCUUGAAAAGCUCCAUGCUUCGUUUCUUCUCGAAGCUAGAGGAGUUGAUAGUCGAUGAUUGUACAGCAAUCGAGAAGAUCAUACUUGACGAUGAUAUGACCACUGAUUUGAGUCACAUGUCGGAUUCCAGUUUCAAAAGAUUAACUCUUCACUACCUUCCUGCAUUAGAAACCAUUCGAGAAGGUGUUUGGCCCUCAUUCGAAUAUAUCAGUGUAUACAACUGCCCUAAUUUCAAGAAAAUCAAUUUAGAUUCCAAGUCGAAACACACACUGAAGGGGAUUAAAGGUGAGAAGGAUUGGUGGGAUUCAUUAGAGUGGAAAGAACCUUCUCUAAGCAUACAUUUCAACGACUUGUUUACUCUAGUUUCUGAGGAUGAUAUAUGAGGAGAUAGUAUCAAUUGACGCUAUUUUCAUCGCUUGAGUCAAUGAUGUGUAAGAAUCAAGAAUUUUUACCAGCAGAAAAUAAAUCAAGGCUGAAGAGGGCACUCCUUGGGGAGCUUUGAAAUUCCUUCUCUACAAAGUUUCCGGCAGCAAAUCAGCUCCUCACACUGGCAAACAAAGAGACAGGCGGAAAUGGCUGUCCAUUGACAACCAGUGCUAUUGGUAUAGCGAAUGCAAACAAUUAGAAUAGCCUUUUCCGGAACAAUUUCCGGAAAACGGAACUACCAUUGUAGAUAAAAGUACUGCUUCCUUCCCAAUUCCCUCAUGGAUUCCCCGUAAUGUGUUAGAGGAAGCAUGGCAGCAUCACUAACAACACUUGCAUCCGUCGACAGUCGAUUUAUCGGAAUUCUGGAAAGGUAUCGGUCAAGAACUUGUAUCUUUUGUUCCCCUUACAAUCUAGACAUGUUGAAGCCCUGAAUUUAUGGUUUAAAGAUCUUGUUAUAUUAGGAACUUUCUCUGAUUAUUUUGCCUUCCAUGUAUAUAAUUUGUUGUCAUUUUGAAUUAACUUAAUACAAGGAACAUGCUUUUGUUCAA
Messenger RNA from Gossypium raimondii (Peruvian cotton), 4158 nucleotides. Its product is annotated as disease resistance protein At4g27190-like. Gene Ontology annotation, molecular function: ADP binding; protein binding. NCBI's taxonomy places the organism in Eukaryota, Viridiplantae, Streptophyta, Magnoliopsida, Malvales, Malvaceae. The record is from RefSeq and is a predicted model, not a curated record.